Seminavis robusta is the source of this 1778-nucleotide messenger RNA. The record is from the annotation of a GenBank genome assembly. Lineage: Eukaryota; Bacillariophyta; Bacillariophyceae; Naviculales; Naviculaceae.
CUAGCUAGUAAGUAAUCGAGGCGAUCUCGCAUAAGGUACGGUAGGUGGAUCCCUCAGACGGCCUCUGAGGUGCGUCUCCCCAACGUUUUUCUUCCAAACUUCCCUUGACUUGAGUCGACUGAGUCGACUCGACUAUCACUCGACUCGACUCCCACAUCCCCAAUCCCACAUUCCCAACCCACCAACCAACCAGAUCCCCGGGAAGUCAUCCGCGACCAAGCACGAGACCUGGCCAUGAACGCUAUUUUAAAAGUAGAAGGAGACGAAAUGUUAAAUCCAUUUUUCACCACUGAGACACAUUUUUCUUUCAAUGACCUUCAACAUCGACUCACAGACAUUGCAUGCAGGUCGAAAUCUAGCUGCAAACCGGUGCAACCAACUCAUCCUCAUCGUUUGUCCACGACAAGCGACAUGGCAACACUUGAUACGGUAAUACCGGCAACAGACCUCAAAAGCUUCAGUCUGCAGCACAUCCUCUCGUCUGCUUGAACUCGAUCACACAAACGAAAGAGUGAAAGUAAACAACAAUUACUGAAGCAACCAUGGGAGCACCCCAAGUCGACGAACCCGAGCUGUCUCUGGACGACGUGUUCAACGUCAACAAAGAUGCCGACAAUGCCACCAGCACUGGCGGUAGUAGUACCAAUAAUAAUGGAUCGUCCAAUCGGAGCUGGGGCUUUGCGUCGGUGGAGAGACGAUUGGAUCUCAACCUGAGUCUCAACUUGGAACGACAAGAAGCCAAGAUGAAUGCCUUGAUGCUGAAAGGUGACACGACAUUCCGUCCGUCCCCUGCCGUGGCCCAAUUGACGUCGACGGUCGACGCGUUAGAAGACGAUUUGACGGGGAUGCUGGACAGUGUGGCGGCCUUGAGCAACAACUUUGCGCAAUGGCGGAAACAAACGCAACUACACAAGAGACAGCAAUCCAGGUUAAUACGACACAACAUUACUAGUGGACUUGGCUCUGUCGAUGGAGCGGAUGGCGACUACGACUAUGAUGACGAGGAUGACAGCGUGGUCAGUGACAAGAAGAAAAAGAGCAAGAAGAAGGACAAGAAGAAGAAGAACAAACAGCAGCAGCAAGAGGACGACGAUGACGAUGUCUUUUCUGUGGUGAGUGACAGUGGAAGAGACGAAGAGGAUCCUCCCUUUAUUGUCAAGAGCAAAAAGAAGAAAAAGAAGAAACAACAACCACAAGAGGAGGCUAUAGCCUUUGAAAUUCCAGCAGCACUCAGUGAAGGCGGAACCAAGAAAAAGAAGAAAAAGAAUACUCUAGAUGACGCCUUUUCUCUGGAUGGUGGUAUGGACUGCUCGUCCAAUUCCGUGUCGUCUGCCUGGACCACUGGCGACCUGGCCAGAACCAACAAGAAAAAGAAAAAGCAACUAGCUGCCAACGAAGAGGACAUACCCUCCUUUUUCGAUUGGACACAAUGGCGGGAUCAUCAAACAACCGAGAACGCUCCUGAUGAGGAAGCAUUAUUUGACUGGGAGCAAUGGCGACAAGACCAAGAAGAGGCAUCGACUUCUAGGCGAGCGCCCAAGAAAAAGCUCAAGAGGCGGGUGACUUUGGCUGUUACCACCACCACCAGCAAUAAGGGAAAAGCAAACAAAGCAGAAACAAAGGCAACAAAGACCACCAAGCCCAAGAAAAAGAAAAAGCCAAAAGACACGGCACUGAUGCAGAUCUUGUCGGCCAGUGCCACGAACUUGCGACUAGAAUAAUAAUGAGGCAGACGACCUGCCUUUUUGAUUCAUUUAGGUUUUUUCAAAAACACUCCU